CCAUUUCCCGACAAAAAGCCAAAAAAAAGAAAGAAACCCGAAAAAGAUCCAUGCCGCCCCCGCCCAACAACGUCAACCGUUCUCGUGCUUUGGCUGCUUUACUUUCUUCUCUGGUUUCCCAGCUCCUCUUGCUUCUUCUCCUCUUUUGCCCUUCCUCAACCCCUUUCUCUCUUCUCAAUUCCUUUUCCUCCACCCACCAAUUCUUUUUCCCUCUCCUCCACCAUUUUCUCUCCACCUCGGAAACUUCCGCCACUUUUUCCCUUUUGUCCUCUUUUUCCAGAAAACGCAAGCGGACCCAUUCUCCAAACUCCGAUGACCCGACCCAUGCCAACGCGGUGUCAGGGUCCGCACCCGACUCUGUCAUCCCGAAGAACCCAGAUUCCUACAAGCAAACUUUCAAGAUGAAUUGCUCAACUUUCGAGUGGCUGUGUGGCCUCCUCGAACCCCUUCUCGAAUGCCGGGACCCGGUUCAGUCCCCACUUAAUCUCCCCGUUGAGACCCGACUGGGAAUCGGACUUUUCCGACUCGCCACCGGAUCGAGUUACCAGGAAAUUUCCCGGCGGUUCCGCGUCUCGGAAUUGAUAGCCAAAUUCUGCGUCAAACACUUGUGCCGCGUUCUCUGCACCAAUUACCGAUUCUGGGUCGGGUUUCCAGCUGAGAACGAGCUUUAUUCCGUGUCAACUCAGUUUGAAAAGCUCGGUGGAUUGCCCAACUGCUGCGGAAUUAUUAAUUGCGCGAGGUUCAAGGUCAAAGGCUCUGAUUCAGUUUUAAAGUAUUCCCAUCUGGAAGACACAGUAGCUGCUCAAUUAGUGGUUGAUGCAUCAUCCAGAAUUCUGAGCAUUACAGCCGGUUUUCGCGGUAACAAGAGUAAUUUAACCGUCCUAAAUUCAUCAAGCUUGUAUAAAGAUACCGAAACAGGAGCUCUACUGCACACGCGGACGCUGUACAUAAAUAAUGUAGCUGUACCCCAGUAUUUGAUCGGGGGUGGUGGUUACCCUUUACUUCCUUGGUUGUUAGUCCCCUUUGCUGACCCUUUAGGAGGGUCUAGUGAAGAAAAUUUUAACAAUGUGGUAAAGAUCAUGUGUGUUCCGAUGCUUAAAACCAUAGCGAGUUUGAGGGGAUGGGGUGUUUUAAGCGGGCCAAUUGAUGCAGAGUUUAAGACAGCAGUAGCUAACAUUGGUGCUUGCUCUAUUCUUCACAAUAUGUUGCUUGCUAGGGAGGAUUAUUCAGCUUUUUGUGAUGAAGUUAGUGAAUUUAGGGUGGAUGAUCAGAGCUUUGAUUAUACUUUGGAUGAAAAUUUGAAUGAGAAGGGGUCUGCUAUAAGAACUGCACUCUCCACUAUAUCGAAGAGAGUUUAAUCUUAUUGGACUAUGUAGGAAGACUGAAAGAUUGAUCACAUUAAGGCAGCAACGAAGGGAGAUCAUAUAGAAAAGGGCUGUUAAUUGGACUGCGGUCAACAAUUUUGUGGGACGUAGCUAAGCACAGUUUUUUGUUCCUUCUUCCUUUCUUAUUAGAAAGUAGGGGGUACGCAUAGUCUGUAUAAAAUGAUCACAUUUUUUGUCGCUCAACUUGGUUUAAUUCAACAGAUACUUUUUUUUAAUGUAAAUAAAAUCUAAUUUUU
This is a messenger RNA of Coffea eugenioides, 1621 nucleotides long. RefSeq names its product protein ALP1-like. Lineage: Eukaryota; Viridiplantae; Streptophyta; Magnoliopsida; Gentianales; Rubiaceae. The transcript has a single exon. The record is from RefSeq and is a predicted model, not a curated record. The coding region runs from base 51 to 1358 and encodes 435 amino acids.